GACCGAUACCACCAUCAAAGCCCUCCUUCCAAUACUGCAAGGCAGCUUACCUUCCUGACCGACUAUGCCUAUCUCACCAUCUGCUUGCACCUUUGCGGCUUUGGUCGAGCAAUUUAUGAGGCUCAGCAUGGCAGGUGCAACUCUUGUUGGCCCAGAAGGCGAUUACUCCCAGCCUUUCCCCGCUGAAAUGCCCCCCUCGUGAUGUUCAUCUCAUGAGUAUAUCUACCCGUCUCCUCGUAGACCAUGAGGUGCGGGCUUUUGCUCGACAUUCUUUUUUGUUACCGCCAUCAUUGUUGCAUUCAUUCCUACAGACCAUCGAGCUUCUAGUAGUUUUACAAUACUUCUUGCAGUGUUAUCACACUUUCGAGGGUUCCAAAAAAGCUCACCAAGAUGGAUGCUUACUCGAUGUCAAUUAGUAGCGCUUCUCGGAGAGUCACCUCGAAGCUGUAUCAAGAUCUGAAGACAGCCAGGCUUUACACUUUUGACAGAUCACAUAAGGAACUAGGCAUCAUGGAUAGAAUCUUACAGUUCGAAUUUUUGGAUCCGAAUAGAAAACCACACAUUGGGAUUGUCGGUGCUGGUUUUGCAGGUCUUCGAUGUGCAGAUAUCCUCAUUCGAUAUGGCUUCCGAGUGACGAUCCUUGAAGCGCGUAAUCGCCUCGGCGGCAGGAUACAUCAAGAAAGGCUCCCCAGCGGCAAUCUGAUAGACAUGGGCGCCAACUGGAUCCAUGGCACUGAUGAUAACCCGAUCCUGGAUCUGGCAAAGGAGACCAAGACACACACUGGGGUCUUUGACAGCGAAUCGUGUGUUUUUGACGAAGACGGCACACUUCUAUCUGCACAGGAGGGAGAGAAAUUCUCAACGGUCAUGUGGAAUAUCAUUGAAGAGGCUUUUGAGUACUCUGAGAAGCACGGGACUCAAAUAGACGCGGACAAGACGCUGUUAGACUUCUUCAAGGAGCAAAUUCUCAAGCAAAUACCCGAUACACUAGAGGGAUAUGAACGACAGAGGAAAUUUGUCCUGCAAAUGGCCGAUCUUUGGGGGGCUUUUGUUGGCAGUCCAGUUGAGACACAGAGUCUCAAGUUCUUCUGGUUAGAAGAGUGUAUUGACGGUGGUAGGACAUCUUCAAGAGCUAACUCGUAUCACGCCGACAUUGACAUUACAACAGAAAAUUUGUUUUGCGCUGGGACCUACCACAAAAUCCUGGAGAGGGUAGCGAAGCCAGCUGUUGAUGGCGCUGAUAUUCGAUAUGGAACGCGGGUAUCGGAGAUAUACGGAAAAUCUACAUCACCCAAUGGAACUCCCAGGGCGAGGACUGCCGAUGGCCAGAUACUCGAGUUUGACGAGCUGGUUGUCACCACACCGCUUGGAUGGCUCAAACAGAACACCCACGCCUUCCACCCUCCUCUUCCAGAUCGACUAUCCAAAGCCAUCCAGAAUAUUGGAUACGGGUGCCUAGAGAAGGUGUACAUCUCCUUCCCAACUGCCUUCUGGCUUACACCUGAUGCAAAUGGACGGAAAGUCCAAGGAUUUUGCCAAUGGCUUUCGCCAAACUAUUCCAAAGACACCAAUCCCGCCGGUUGGACCAACGAGAUCGUCGAGCUCGCCUCCAUGGGGCCUUCUUCUCAUCCGACGCUGCUAUUCUACACAUACGGCGAUGAAUCACAACAUAUCACAUCCACCUUGCGCUCUCUGCCCUCGCAGAAAGAGAAACUCGACUUUUUGUUCAACUUCUUCAAGCCAUACUACUCACGGCUGCCGUCGUACGACGAGAACAACCCCGACUGCCACCCUGUAGUUGCGGUAGCCACUGACUGGCUUGGUGAUGAUUUGGCGGGGAAUGGUAGCUAUGCCAACUUCCAGAAGGGGCUCAAGGAGGGCGACAAAGACAUCGAGAUCAUGCGGCAGGGAAUAUCGGGUGAGGGGAUCUGGCUGGCAGGGGAGCACACCGCGCCGUUUGUUGCUCUGGGGACUGUGACAGGGGCUUACUGGAGCGGGGAGGGGGUUGCAAAGGAGGUGGCGGGGAGUUAUGGGAAGAGGAUGGCGGAGAAGCUUGGAAAGGAGGAUGCCAUCACCAACUGAAGCGUAGUUCAUCAUGAUAUCUGUGUCAAAACGGUGGCGGGGAGAGCGAGGUCCAGGCUAAUAAGGUAGCGGUUGGUUACAUUCCUGAGCGUCCACAGAUUAAUUGUUUUGGAUAAAGGUAGAGCAAUUACCUAUUGUAGCUUAGCAACGGCAAGUCACAGCGUUUUGUUUGCUGUCUGGAACUCCCUGCUGCUGUUG
Molecule: messenger RNA, 2280 nt
Organism: Podospora bellae-mahoneyi
Lineage: Eukaryota; Fungi; Ascomycota; Sordariomycetes; Sordariales; Podosporaceae
Exons: 3
Coding region: 391-2082 (563 amino acids)
Biological process (GO): negative regulation of transcription by RNA polymerase II; positive regulation of transcription by RNA polymerase II
Molecular function (GO): oxidoreductase activity; transcription factor binding; flavin adenine dinucleotide binding
Source: RefSeq, a predicted model, not a curated record